AUGACUUCUUGUUUCUUUGAAUCUUUCCCCACAGAUGCAUUGGACGCGAUGCUGCAAACAAACCUGUGUGGCACCCUGCACCUCACAAAGCGCUUUUUGCCAGAGCUCUUCAAGCAAAAGAAAGCCCAUGUGGUGAAUAUAUCGUCAAUCACCUCGAAGCUCCCCGUCCCAUACAGCAGCAUCUACGCCGCGACGAAGGCGGCGCUGAGCAGUUUUACGCUGUCUCUUCGCCUAGAGAUGCUGGUGGAGCAGAGCCCCGUGACAGUUCAUUGCGUGAGCCCCGGUCUUGCUAAAGACACAGGGCUGGCAGAGCGGGCUUGCCAGAACACUGGAACCACCAUUGAGGAGAGUGGUAAAAAUGUAGGCUACACGACGCCGGAAGAAGUGGCACGAGCUGUUGUGCGAGCCAUUCAGUAUGAUGAGGCCGAGGUUGUGGUGAACUCGAAUCGACUGCAGCUUCUGUUUGCCCUUGCCGCCUUCUUCCCGAGCUUCUGGGAGAUCGC
Molecule: messenger RNA, 503 nt
Organism: Symbiodinium sp. CCMP2456
Lineage: Eukaryota; Dinophyceae; Suessiales; Symbiodiniaceae
Source: the annotation of a GenBank genome assembly